AUGUUUUUCCGAGCAAAGUAUCUUGAGUACGACUUCGUGUGGCAGCUUGAAAGUAGGCCGAACGACAGCCACGGAAGAAUCUUUGGGAGAGAAACGCUCGUUGGUACAUACAUGAGCUACGCAGACAUUCCUAACGGCCAAGGCAUUUGGGGCCCUCACCAAGAUGCCUAUCUCUACGUCAAACCGCAAGGCCCUCUUUCCCCAGCUCGCAACGCUACGCAAUGGGGUGUAGGGGAGUCUCUAGACCUGAUUACACUUGCUCCGAUUGUAGAUCCUGUAGGCCCGGAUUGUAACCAUGUUUCCAAGACGCAUGGCUAUGAUCAGCAUAACACGAACUUCCCGGCGCCUACUGCGAUUGAUAUCUCUGAGGCAGCGGACGGUUGGGUCUGCCUUUUACAUGGCCUGAAAGCCGUAUAUGUCCCACACCAAAUUACGUUUACGCCCGAUGCCGACAUCUAUUCCGUAGAGGAAUUUGACAAGCUGCUGCACAGAGGGUCACCAUCGAAUUUUGGCAGUGAAAGCACGUUACUUCCCGACUUCCGCUGGCUGAAGGCAAGCUAUUUUUACAUAGCAGGAAAGGCGUCAAAGCUGUGGCAAGAGUACACCAAUGGGAGGACUGAUCCCAUGGCUGAUUAUCCCAGCUUCAUGGAGACGAUUACCCGUGGGUUGUUGGCCUCGCUGAGGCAGUGGAUGUUGCUUCGAGUGGAUGCGUCAACGAGGCCAGGACCAGCAGUGCCUGUUGUUUUGCACGACCUGAUUUCCGGCGAACAAAACUCGUUGUGGCCGCGGUAUUAG
This is a messenger RNA of Pseudocercospora fijiensis CIRAD86, 795 nucleotides long. RefSeq lists its product as uncharacterized. The coding region runs from base 1 to 795 and encodes 264 amino acids. Lineage: Eukaryota; Fungi; Ascomycota; Dothideomycetes; Mycosphaerellales; Mycosphaerellaceae. The transcript has 9 exons. The record is from RefSeq and is a predicted model, not a curated record.